Molecule: messenger RNA, 2405 nt
Organism: Topomyia yanbarensis
Lineage: Eukaryota; Metazoa; Arthropoda; Insecta; Diptera; Culicidae
Product: zinc finger protein ZFP2-like
Exons: 3
Coding region: 195-2186 (663 amino acids)
Cellular component (GO): nucleus
Molecular function (GO): zinc ion binding
Source: RefSeq, a predicted model, not a curated record
UUAAAUUUUUAAAUGCUGUCAGUAAAUAAUUUAGCGUCAACGGUGUGCUGAAAUUCUCUGUUCAGUAAUUAGAUAUUAUUGUGUUUAUUUCCAACGAUAGUCAGUAUAUAAAAUAUACUUUAAAAAUCUGGUUAAAGUAAUUUAGUAAACACUACGUGCAUUCUUUCGCUGCGAUCAAAAAGUACCCAUUCGGUAUGCCCUGCCUUGUACCGACCUGUGACAGCAAUGGGGUAACAUUGAAGCCGUUCCCCAAUGUCGCUAUGCUUGCGGAACGCUGGCUCGAAGCAAUUCAUCUAGGAUGUGGACUCGUGAUAGAAGUUGUAAACGAUCAGGAUCAUCUCGAAAUUUGUGAUGCACACUUUCCGCCUUUGGGGAACUCAAAAUUGGACGGUUGCCGCUACCGUGAACCCAGCAGAUUUGCGAACUGUGAUGGAAGCUACGUGGACGUAAGCAGUUGUCGCCUUUGUCUUGGAUUCUAUCACAAAACCGCCAUGGUCAUGCCAAAAUCGACCUCUAGCGAGAAACGUCUUGUAUCCAAUAUUUACGAAUUAUUCAAUAUAGAUCUCCAACACGAUGAUCUGCUGACAUUAAUUUGCCAAGAAUGUUUGGUCCGAAUUGAGAUACUAAGUACGAUCAAACAAAAAAUCACGGAAACGGAUCGCGCAUAUCAACAACUGGUGCGGAUUGGACAGGAACAUAUCUUAGCACACACUGUUAAGAUCGAACCAGAUCCCUUUCCAGAUGAAAUUAUUAAGGAAGAAGCGCUUUCGGAAGAUUUGUUCGAUCCGGAACCGUAUGUGGAAGAUAACAGCAGUGACGAGUGGAAACCGGAUGAGUCCGAAAUAUCCUCAAAGGUACAAAAAAGCCAACCGAAGCGAGGUGUUAAACGCACUAAACGUGAACAAAAGAAAGAACCACGAGUUAAGCACGAAAAAAAGAAGGAAAGUGUUGUGGAGAAUGUUAAGCGAAAGUGCUAUAUAUGUAAAACAUUUCUCGCCGAUGCCAAUGAAUUGGUAUCUCAUCUCAUAGAAAACCAUACCAGUGAAAAGGUUUAUCGAUGCGAGGAAUGUUCACUGGAUAUCCCCGUUUUGACAAUGUACAAUCGUCACUUGAGCAGACACGAUGAAACGGAAAGGCCAAUCAAAUGCAGCGAUUGUCCUUUGCGAUUUGUGUCACCUCUGCAGUGUAAGAAUCAUGAAAAUAUAAUUCAUGGAGCAAAGCACAACAUAAAGUUAGGCAAACAUAGGGAAAGGGAAAUAAUCUGUGAAAUGUGUGGUGAAAAAUUUCCACAAAAAGGUAGACUUAAAGAUCACAUUCAGAAGGUGCAUCUGAAAAUCGGAAUUCCCAAGUGCGACAAAUGCGAUAAAACUUUCACGACCACACAUAGCCUCGAGCGACAUAUGCUGCUGCAUACCAACGUGAAACCUUACUCUUGCGAUCAGUGUGAUAUGACCUUUCGGCGUUUACUCGAUAUGCGGCGCCAUAAGAGUGUGGUUCACGAUGGCAUUAAUCCGUACGUCUGUGCUGAUUGUGGUAAAGAAUUCAGAGGCUAUCAAGCCCUGUAUUGGCACCGUCAGAAAACUCAUCUAGGGAAAGCAGAUGCCCGUAGCGCUGCCAAACGAACAAGUUAUCUAUAUGACAUUUGUAAACUUUGCGAUGCACGCUUCGGCAAAAUGACCGAAUUGGUUGAACACAUUAAACAAGAUCAUAGUGACAUAGAUUAUCCUCUUAUAAAAUGUGCGGAGUGUCCCCAAACCUUCUUCACCCCUCAGCAUCUAUCGAAGCAUAAAUCCAUCCACACUGACAAGUAUGCCUGUGCACUAUGCGGCACUCGCCACUGCAACACGUACCAACUGCAGUGUCACAUAGAUUCCAAACAUCCCGAUGGACGUACGUUCGAAUGCCCGACCUGCGGAAAGCAAUACAAAACAACACGUGCUCUAACGAUACAUAUUGCGCUUCAUACCAAACCGAGACGGUUUCAGUGCGAGUAUUGCCAAAAGGCAUUCGCCCGGAAUUGCGAGCUGAUCAUUCACACACGUAUUCACACCGGAGAGAAACCGUUCGAAUGCGUUGGUUGUCUCAAGCGUUUCAGCGAUGACGGGACAUUUCAUAAGCAUAAAAAGAAAUGUCAAGUGCUCAAAACAGUAAGCGAACAGACGGCCAGUACGGACGAAGAGGAUUGAGUUUGAUACGGAAAUUGUAGAAUAUUGUUCUUUGUUUAUAAACUAUGAAUUUUCUGCAUGAAUAAAAAAUUAUUUUUCUUUGAAUAAACCGCAUACACUUGGUCGAUCGAUAGGUGUGCGAAUUGGUCUUGUGCCGAUAACUGUCGACCGACAUGGUCGAUUCUUCAUUGUCGAUUGGUCUGACUGAUUAUGCCCGGUCAAACCAUUCGGAAUUUGAUU